Papaver somniferum (opium poppy) is the source of this 1321-nucleotide messenger RNA. RefSeq lists its product as uncharacterized. NCBI's taxonomy places the organism in Eukaryota, Viridiplantae, Streptophyta, Magnoliopsida, Ranunculales, Papaveraceae. The record is from RefSeq and is a predicted model, not a curated record. Bases 1 to 1308 code for a protein of 435 amino acids. Gene Ontology annotation, molecular function: transporter activity. Gene Ontology annotation, cellular component: membrane. The transcript is spliced from 6 exons.
AUGGGUGAUCAAGGAGGAAACAAUUCUAACGGAGCUAAUCAGCCUUCUGGACCUUUUAACUUCGCCAAGAAAGUUGCCAUGACUCUGUAUACUAGAGAGUUAGAGAAUUUAAGGGAUUUUCUGCAGCAAGAGAUUGACAAGAGAAAUAAUCAGAUUGAGUACGAAAGAGUUCGUGAUGGAGGUUAUGGUAGUGAAACUGAAACAGACAGUGAGUAUAUCAAUGGGUACAACAAUGAUGAGAUGGGCAUCGACGACGACGAUAGUAGUCAGCAUAGUAAUGAGAAUAGCGAUGGGCUUGUGUUUGAUACUGUUAUGCAGAUGGUAACUAGUAACAGUUUUAAGGUGUUAAGGUGUUUGCAGGGGUCUGGAAGGUAUGACAAGGAUUUGGAGAGUUCAAAUGUGAAGCCUACAUACAGAACUAUGUAUGAAUUCAUUCCAGAAUUGGCCUGUUGGUAUCACCGACUAUGCAGCAACUGGUCAUUUCAAAAACCCUAUUUUAAGAAAGAGAUUCAAGAAAAGACCUUGGGAAGUAAAGCUGCUGCAGAUCUGCUAGAGAAAUCGAAGCCCCCUUACUGGUUUUCAGCUCAUCUGCAUUGCAAGUUUGCAGCAUUGGUGGCAUGGGGAGAGUGGCCCAGACACGAAAUUUCGGGCAGGAUUAUUUUAUCUCAAAUAAGUGCAGGUUCAUUUAUCCCACUAACAUGGAUUCUGAUGUUUGGAUUACCUGAAGAUCCCUCCACCGCAUUCAAACAUGGUCUUGUUUUGUUCAUCAUUGGUCUGUGCACGUCAAGGAAUGCCGCUGCUACAAACAGUCCAAUAUUUGCAGAGAUAGUUCCUGCGAAAUCUAGAACGAGCAUUUAUGCUCUGGAUAAAUCCUUUGAACAUGUACUAUCAUCUUUUGCUCCUCCAACAGUCGGACUUAUAUCCCAGCAUGUUUUUGGUUAUACACCUGCUCCUCGAGGGUCAAGUCAAUCAGUUGAGGUCGAAACAGAUAGAAAAAAUGCAGCCUCACUAGCUAAGGCACUCUACACGUCAAUAGCUAUUCCAAUGGUUAUUUGUGUCCUCAUUUACUCCUUCCUUUACUGUUCCUACCCUAGAGAUAGAGACCGUGCAAAAAUGAGAGCACUUACUGAAUCUGAAAUGGAGCAGUUGGGGUCCGAAAAACUUUCAAGAGAAAGAAAAUACUCGCAAAUUCGGACUUCUGAAGGUUAUGGAAUGGAAACUGUGAUUGAACUGGAUUAUGAUGUAACGGAUGGCCUCGAAGUCGACGAUAGUGACGAGAAGGCCCUACUUACCCAUGAGCAAUUAUGAUAGCCUGAGUUUA